UCACUUUUUCCGCUUACUUUUUCCUUUUCAAUUCUAUUUUUGAUGUACCACAAUAGUCAAGCAGAUCGGCUUUGUGACAAAUUACGUGGGGAACAACAGCGUCAAAGUCAACUCGAUGCAAUCGCCUAUCUUGAGUCGACUUUGGGUUCCAAGCUUUCAAGUUACGAUCUCCACAAAGAACUUCAGGACGGCGUGUUACUGUGCAAGUAGACUCAUCAAUCACAUUCGACCCGCCACUAUUCUCAGUAUCGAGCGUAAAAAUAUUCCUUUUGUCAAGAUGUCCAAUAUUGGAUUAUUCCUACAAGCUGCGCAAAAUCUUGGCUUGAAGAAUUCAGAACUGUUUCAAACCGUGGAUCUGUAUGAGGCCAAAGAUAUGGCGGCUGUGGUCAAUACGAUCUUAUCCUUAGCACGGAUCAGUGGAAACAAACAUGCGUGUGCCAAGUCUUGUCCUUCCACGAAACCGGGGCGUGUCCACAUCAAAACGAUUUUUCCAAGCAAAAUAUCCACGACCCCUUCCCUGCCUGAGCGAGAGCCGCUGCCUUGUCAAAAAUUGUCCAAGGCGAUUCGGCCUACAACCGACAGUGGUUACAGUACCUUGUCGCGAGAUGCCGAUACGACAUCGCUGGCCGCCGAGCGUAUCCAGAACGACGAUCGCUAUGUAAAGCUGUUGAAUACAAACCCCUCAGAUGAACGACUUCCUCAAAUGGCUAGCCCGAAACCAGGCAGGCAUCGUUUCAGUCAAUCGGCGCUGCAGCAUGGGGAAGUCAAUGAGUUUGCUGCGCCGGUUCUCACACCGUCCAAGUCUACCCCUACUAUGUCACUCAGCCGGCCAAAGCAUGAUAUGGAACGAAAGCACAGUGAUACCAGCAUCCAAAAGCAAUACAGCAACCAGACAAAUCACAAAGUAUCGACGCUUCAAAGGCAGUACGUGAGAGUGAAUGUUCAAAAAGGACGAGGAAGUCUAAGCCGACAGUACCAACUGGGAAAUUGUAUCGGCAAAGGCCAGUUUGGUUCCGUCUACAGAGCUUUGGAUAUACAGACCGGAGAAAUUGUGGCCAUAAAGCGGAUCAAAUUAUCAGAAGUUGAAGACGUACAGGAGGAGGUCAUGCAAGAAGUGGAUCUAUUGAAAGGCAUGGCGAGCAGCAGCAUUGUUCAGUAUAUCGCUUUUGCACAUGAUGAGGAACAUUUGAAUAUCGUACUCGAAUAUGUGGAAAAUGGGUCUCUCUUGUCCACUCUAAAAGCCUUUGGGAGUUUGCCCGAAAGGCUGGUGGCCUCCUAUACGCAAAAAAUCCUCAAAGGGCUUUUCUAUCUCCAUGAGCAUCAGGUGGCGCACUGUGAUUUGAAAGCGGCCAACAUCUUGACGACGAAAACGGGCGACGUCAAGCUCACGGAUUUUGGUGUAUCGUUAAACUUGCAUGUAAAGCAACAAGGCGAAAGUAUUCCUGCCGGUACGCCAAAUUGGAUGGCUCCGGAAGUCAUUGAACUCAAGGGCGCCACCACUCAAUCGGACAUUUGGUCACUCGGAUGUACCGUCAUCGAACUGUUCACGGGCAAACCGCCCUACGCCGAUCUUAUCUCCAUGUCAGCUUUGUAUCAUAUCGUCGAAGACGAUCAUCCUCCUUUUCCCGAAAACGCAUCCGAGCUCAUGUGUGAUGUAUUACGAGCCUGUUUUCAAAAGAACCCAAAAGAUCGACCGACUGCGGCCCAGUUAUUAGAGCAUCCAUGGAUUAUUCAGCAUUGCCCAGUCCAGCCUCCACCUCAUCGAACCCCUGCCUUGCGUCGAAAAAUGCAUCAGCAAAAAUUGACUCACGAAGAGUCAUCCAUCCAUUCAUCGUACCAUUCAGGCACCGAUACAAUUGAUCUCACUAUUCUCUCUCGAUACCUAGCCUCCGAACCCGGCGUUCAAUUACCCGCCUUGCCAGACAAGGUCCAAUCCAAUGGCAAGCGCCACCGGCUUGUCCAUCCUCACCGCUUUAUAAAGAGUCAUUUGGAGAAAGCCAUCAAAUGCAAGCUUUGUCAAACCAACCUUCGAUCGCAUGCCCUCAUCUGUGAAGUAUGUACGUUGAUUUGCCAUGAUACUUGCCAAAGCAAAUCACUUCAUUGCCGUAUACCAUCCUUUACGAAUUUACCUGUGCCGCCACCACGAACAGGCAAUCGUCUGCAAAAGUUGUUGGGCGGAAUUCAUCAACGAAUGACCAGAUCCUCUCAUGCUGACAUUGCCAUUCCUUAAAAUUCACCGCCGCUCUCAUACACCAUUAUGUACUUUAAAAAUAUUGUAUACCUGCUUGUAAAUAAUGUUUAUCUUUUGUCUAUCUUUUUGUUUUCGAUUUGGCAACGGAGAGCGACCCGUUUCCAUACUAUCCAGGAACUGGUUCGAGGAGGUGAGACCUUAUUAUCCCGCACGUACAGAAGAAUUAAAAAAAUA
Messenger RNA from Radiomyces spectabilis, 2425 nucleotides. Its product is annotated as kinase-like domain-containing protein. Gene Ontology annotation, biological process: protein phosphorylation. NCBI's taxonomy places the organism in Eukaryota, Fungi, Mucoromycota, Mucoromycetes, Mucorales, Radiomycetaceae. The transcript is spliced from 15 exons. The record is from RefSeq and is a predicted model, not a curated record. Gene Ontology annotation, molecular function: protein kinase activity; protein binding; ATP binding. Bases 116 to 2230 code for a protein of 704 amino acids.